Messenger RNA from Selaginella moellendorffii, 1451 nucleotides. RefSeq names its product glycylpeptide N-tetradecanoyltransferase 1. Gene Ontology annotation, cellular component: cytoplasm. Gene Ontology annotation, molecular function: glycylpeptide N-tetradecanoyltransferase activity. Gene Ontology annotation, biological process: N-terminal peptidyl-glycine N-myristoylation. The record is from RefSeq and is a predicted model, not a curated record. Lineage: Eukaryota; Viridiplantae; Streptophyta; Lycopodiopsida; Selaginellales; Selaginellaceae. The coding region runs from base 14 to 1234 and encodes 406 amino acids. The transcript has a single exon.
GAGGGGGAGCUAAAUGUACCGGCGCGGCGUUCUUUCGCCCGAGAUGCGCGCGUCGCCGGAGAGCAAGCGGCACCAAUUCUGGGAGACGCAGCCCGUAGGUCAGUACAGGGACAAGGAGAAUGCCGAUCUGCCCGACGGAUCGAUCGAGCCGGCGACGCCGCCGUCCGAGGUGAAGCAGGAGCCCUACAAUCUCCCCAGCAGCUACGAGUGGUGCACCUGCGACGUCAACUCGGAGGACGCCAUGGCGGAAAUCUACGCGCUGCUCACCAACAACUACGUCGAGGACGAUGACAACAUGUUUCGCUUCGACUACUCGGUGGAUUUCCUGCGCUGGGCGCUCCGCCCGCCGGGCUACUUCCCCAACUGGCACAUCGGCGUCCGAGCAAAGACCUCCAAGAAGCUCGUCGCCUUCAUCACCGGCGUCCCGGCCCGGAUCCGCGUCAAGGAGUCGGUGAUCAACAUGGCCGAGAUCAACUUCCUGUGCGUGCACAAGAAGCUGCGAUCCAAGCGCCUCGCGCCGGUGCUCAUCAAGGAGGUGACGCGGAGAGUUCAUCUGGAGAACCUGUGGCACGCUGCCUAUACCGCGGGCGUCGUGCUGCCGACCCCGGUGGCGACUUGCCAGUACUGGCACCGCUCGCUCAACCCGAAGAAGCUCAUCGACGUGGGGUUCUCGCGGCUGGGCGCCAGGAACACCAUGAGCCGGACCAUCCGGCUGUACCGCCUGCCAAGGGAGACGGUGACGCCGGGGUUCCGGGCCAUGGAGCGGCGCGACGUCGCCAAGGUGACGGCGCUGCUGCGCGGCUACCUGGCGCAGUUCUCGGUGGCGCCGGUCUUCACCGAGGCCGACGUCGAGUACUGGCUGCUCCCCCUGGAGAACGUCGUCAACAGCUACGUCGUGGAGAACCCCGAGAGCCGCGAGGUGACCGACUUCGCGAGCUUCUACACGCUGCCGUCGACCGUGAUCGGGAACGAGCAGUACUCGGUGCUCAAGGCGGCCUACUCGUACUACAACGUCUCCGGCGCGACGCCGAUCGCGCAGCUGAUGAACGACGUCUUGAUCAUGGCCAAGCGCUGCGACUACGAUGUUUUCAACGCGCUCGACAUCAUGCACAACGAGGAUUUCCUCAAGGAGCUCAAGUUUGGCCCCGGCGAUGGCCACUUACACUACUACCUCUACAACUACAGGAUGAAGGAGGCGCUCAAGCCAGCGGAAUUGGGACUGGUUUUACUUUGAUCACCAAAGCUUCGAUCGAUCGUUCGUCCCUCUUUUUUUUUUUCUUUUUUUUCUCUCUCUCUCGAUCUCUUUUGUUUUUUUUUUGUUUUUUAUGUUCUUGCCGCGAUCUCGAAGCGCUCGCUAGCUGUGCUUUCCAUUGUUUUUUCUCUUCGCUGGGUUUUAUCCCACGUCCACGUCACUGCCAACGUGGCGCGGUGAUACUUCUGCGUUACCCUUC